GCAUCAUACUGUUUCCUUAUGCCCAUAUAAACUUCUUAUUGUGUGUUUUUAAAGUUCUUUAUUUUAUUCAAUUGCUUUCCCAUAAAUUCUGUUUAAUUGUUGUUAUUUAUAGAAAUAUUUGAAAUUAACUGUAAAAUAUGUCAACAAGUGAUAAGUCAGUGUUGCAUUUGCUCUCUAACAAUUAUUACUUGUUUAUUUAAUGCAGAUUGCAUUCUUAGUUUCUUUGAUAGUAGAUAUUGUUGCUCAUGAUAAUUCACAAAUUUUAAAAAAUGCUUUCGAAAUUUAUAAAUAUUUGUUUAAUAUUCCUUCCCUUGUUAACACUAAAGCGCCAGAGCAGUCAUUUUGACUGCUUUCGUUAUUUGACCUUGGAUUCCUUAAAAAAACCCUUUAUCUUAAGAAGUCACAAAUUUUGGUAUUUUCCUAAAAUAUGUCGAAAAUUAUUGGUCCAAAUAUAAAUCGAAUGAAAUUAAAAUUAACGGAGAUAUUAUUAGUUAUACCUAAAAGCGCCACGAACAGUCAUAAUGACUGCUAGUAACACUGGGUAGAUUUAUAUGGUAUUAUCGAUCAGAAAAUAUUUUUCUUGGAAAAACAUCUGGUGUACAUAUACAUUCCUUUCAUUCACUGAUUAUUUACAGAAGGAUAUACUUCCCUUCUGCUCAGGAAAUCCCUUUUGUUGGAAAAACAUCUGGCCUACACAUUCCUUUUCACUCUCUCUUUAUUUACAACAUCAAAUACUUCCUCACGUCCUUGUCAACACUCCACCCAUUUUUGGCAAAAUGAUAUAGUCCUUAGUUUGCCGUAGUUCAGUCAGUUUGUUUCAUGACAUUUCAUUCUUUCAAGCGUGCGGUAAUGCCAGCUCGAAGACCGCGAUAUCCGAGUCCAGAAGAAAUUGUACAACUUUUACAGGAUUUAUCUGAAAAUUAAUCUGAUGUUGAAGAACAUAAUAUUGAUGAUGAUAUGGAUUAUGAGCCUCCACAAAACUUUGAGAGAAAUAAUAGUUCUAGUGAAUAUGAAGAUAGCACGGAAGAGCAAUCGUUGACCAAGGUUUUCAGAGCAUCGAUAUUUACGCAGCAAAUAUUUUGUCAUCAGUAACUGCAGCUUCCACAUCAACUGAAAUAGGUUCCCCUAAUGCACAAGGUAUAGGAUCAAAGCGAAAACAUGAUUUACCUAACUCCAGGAUACGCACGAGGAAGAGGAUGUAUUUUCCAAAACCACAAAGAAGGCUCUAUAUGUGUCUUAAAAGAUGGAACCUCAUGGAGAGUGACAUCUACUUCACAAACUACAGCUGGGAAAUAUGGAGCUCAAAAUGUGCUAAAAGAAAUGCCGGGUCCAACAUCUUAUGCAAAACGAAAUGUUGGGGACAGUGUGUUGAGUGCUUGGAGGUUGUUUGUGGAUGAAUCGAUGUUACUACAUAUUAAAAAGUGCACGGAAGCAGAGGCAGUUUUGAACAAUGAAGAAAACUUGGCAAUAUCUUUAGAAGAGUUUGAUGCUUUUAUUGCUAUUAUUUAUGCAAGAGGAGCAUAUGGUUGCAAUGAUAUGGAUUAUGAUUUUUUGUGGAAUAAUACAUGGGGUCUUCCUUUUUCUUCGAGAAACAAUGUCUCGCAAUCGUUUUCGAGACAUUAUGAAAUAUCUAAGAUUUGACUUGAAGUCAACUAGGACUCAGCGUUUAGAAAGUGAUAAGUUUGCACUUUUUUCCGAUAUUUGGAAUAAAUUUAUACGGAACUGUGCAAUUUCCUAUAAACCAGGAGAAAAUCUAGUUGUGGAUGAGCAGUUAUUUCCAUCCAAAGCCAGGUGUAAGUUUAUACAGUAUAUGCCGAAUAAACCUGAUAAACUCGGUAUCAAAAUUUGGAUGUUAGUCGAUGUAGAUUCAAAGUAUAUGUGCAAUGCUUUUCGAUAUCUUGGAAAAAAUACAUCGAGAAGUGAAACUGAAAGUCUUCCUGAAAAUGUAGUAAUGCGUCUUCUAAGCCAUUAUCUGAAUUCAGGUCGAAAUUUGACAACGGACAAUUAUUUUUCCUCACUAUCAUUAGCUAGAAGACUUAAAAUGAAAAACACAAGUUUUUUCGGCACAGUAAGAAGACAUCGACAAGAAAUUCCGCAUGAAGUAAGGAAAUCUAAAACCCGGCUAUUUGAAAUAGUUUUGCUAAAGAAUGGUGAAACUACGCUCACUGUCUAUCAGGGAAAAAGGAAUAAAAAUGUCCUACUACUAAGUACCUUACAUCCAAGUGUAAAUAUAGACUCGCAAAAUAAGAAAAAGCUUCCAGAAACAGUAGAGUUCUACAACAAAACCAAAUAUGGAGUUGAUAUCGUUGACAAGAUGACACGUAAAUAUUCUGUUCGGGCUGUUUCACGUAGAUGGCCUGUGCAUGUUUUCUAUAAUAUGCUGGAUUUAACACGGACGAAUGCCUACAUUAUCUACGAUAAAUUGAGUGGUAAAAAUAAUGCAAGGCACGACUUCCUAUUUCAAUUAGCAGAGGAAUUAAGAGAGCUUUAUUUAAACAGAAGAAAAACUGCAAAAUUGCCCCAGGAAAUUUCCAAAUCUAGCAAUAGACUCUCAAAAAACAGACAUCAAUGCCAGAUUGGACUUUGCAGCAACAACAAAACAAGUGAUGUUUGUAAAAAAUGUUCAUAUUAUGUGUGUGGAAAAUGCACUUCCAAUAUUGAAAAAGUUGCGUUUUGUAAAAAUUGCGAAAAGCUGUAAAAUUUGUUUUAUUAAGGGUAGGCUGA
This is a messenger RNA of Stegodyphus dumicola, 2724 nucleotides long. RefSeq names its product piggyBac transposable element-derived protein 4-like. The record is from RefSeq and is a predicted model, not a curated record. Lineage: Eukaryota; Metazoa; Arthropoda; Arachnida; Araneae; Eresidae.